GCUUUGACCCACGCGUAUGCGUCACUUCUCGUGAACUUCAGUCUUUCCGUUUUCCUUAAGACGCGGACAUCGUCAGACAAGCGGCAGAGAAGUUCUCUUGGAAUGGCGGGAAACUGGUCGAAUGAGGCGUACCGGUUUAUUUGCGAGCGAGUGGGUGAUGAAGAGUGUGAACGCAUGAGGCAGAGGGAAUAUUUGCCUCUGCCGUAUCCUCGUCUCUAUAGUCGUCUCGGCCUCUACCUUGGCACCAAACUGCUCAACGCAGCUGCCAGUUUGAAAUCCUUCAAAUUGCGUCAGAGACCAACGCACAAAGAAGGAGUAGGCGGACUUGGAAUUGCAAAGAUCAGCGACAACUCUGGAAUUCCCAGCAACACUUUUUUCACGGCGGGGCGAGUGUUUCAAGUUCGAAUGCGACAUGCAAACUUGUCGUAUGAUGAUGAUCGAACGUUGGACGUACGUUCGUCGUCGAUAAAGUUUGCUGACAAUGACGUGGACAGUCCACUGGAUCUGAUCAUGAACACAGGGGAUCGAUGCCCGUUUUGGAAUGGGCCGACGGUCGGUGAUUAUCGCACAUCGCGAUUAGGACCACAGGAAAUGGAGGAAUGGUGUUUCAAAAACUCUGCGUACUAUUACAACACUAUACAGGGUUUACGUCGAGCUCCCUCAUCAUACUCGAAUCUACAAUAUUAUGCACAGAUGACGUUUGAAUUAAUUGAUGUUCAUAAAGACACACAUUAUGUUAGAUUCCGGCUUGUUCCAUAUGACUAUUCGCAGAUUGAGAGUGGCUUGCCUGAUGCAGCAGAUCAGAAGGAACCUUGGAACCACGGACCACGACCAGGAGACGACAGGCAACCAAAUUACCUGAAAAGUCAAUACAAAGAAGCUCUAUUUGAUCAAUCAAUCAACUACCGUCUUCAAAUUCAAGUCUAUCACAAUUCGCUUCUCGACGACCUCGAAGUCUUCAACAUGGGAAAGGUGUGGGAUGAGACCAUCAGCCCAUGGACCGAUAUUGCCGAAAUCACAAUCUUCCGUUUUUGUGAGCCAAGAAUAACGGAGAGAACGUGCUUCAACGUUUCUCACCUACCCGACUGUUUGGUUCUUCCCGUUGCGCCUUCAUUUCAGGACUAUCGCUCGAUUGGACAUCUUAGACGUGAAGUCUAUUAUGCAAGUCAAUGGGCAAGGCAACGGCAUGGUCUUUCAAGGUCUUGUGUGGAUUUUGUGCAUGUGAGGUAUCGACUUGCUGUGAAAACGGGGAUGACAAGCCGGGCUGGGUAUGAUGGCAUGGUUCACGUGUCUAUUACUGGGAGUGAUGGCCGCACCGAUCCUGUUAAACUGGACAAGACAAGCUUGUUUGGAGAUAAUUUUUGUGAUGGUGAAGAUGACAUUUUUCAGCUUGAGGCUUGUGAUGUUGGUCGGAUACGAUACAUUCAGUUUGAUCUUGACAAUCCAACUGAUGGAUGGUAUGUAGAGAUGGUAACUAUUGAGAAGGAAGGUCAAAUUUGCUAUUUUCCUGCAUACCAGUGGAUCUAUGGCAGCACGAUAAUUAGAACUGGUGAAGCUGUACUGCCAUUUCAAGACAACGACGAGAUGCAAGCUUUGCGUGAGCUGGAAAAACAGAAGUGGAGAGAUCAGCUGCCGUGGUACAAGUGGGACAGCAUGCCAUCGCAUGCGGACAUAACUCUUCACUGCGACCUGCCACGCGAUGUUCAGUUUCUGGAUGAGAAAUACCGAGAUUUCUACGCAGGGCGUGAUGAAGGAUUGAGGAAUUUUAUGCUCAAUAAAUUCAUUGGACUUUUUAAAGAUAUUGACUCAUUUCAUAGCUUUACUGAGUUUUUCAGAUACAAGGUUGGUGGUGGGGCUAUUCCUUCUGUUGCUGAGCGUUGGAUGUCGGAUCGAGAGUUUGGUCGGCAGUUUCUUCAAGGGGCGCAUCCCACGUUUUUUAGCCAAAUUAGUGAAUUACCCGAGAAUUUUCAAGUGAAGGACGAAGACGUGGCAGGCGUGUUGGGAAGAGGAGUGACAUUGCAACAGGAAAUGAAGGCUGGUCGUGUCUACUUAGUUGACUACAAAACGCUGGAAGGCAUUAGAAUCGUUGAAGAUCGUUGUGUCACACCUGCAAUGGCCUUAUUUUAUGUCAAUGGUGCAGGUUCGUUUGUGCCACUUGCCAUACAAUUGUACCAGAACCCUGGCCCAGCGAAUCCCAUAUGGACGCCUCACGAUAAAGAUGCCGACUGGUUGUGUGCAAAGUUGUAUCUCAAAUGUGCAGAUGCUCAGCUCCAUCAGAUGCAAGACCAUCUAUUGAUGACUCACUUGAUUAUGGAGCCAAUCGCCAUCAGUCUGUAUCGCAACAUCUCUUGUGUCCAUCCCAUUUUCAAGCUCCUAAUUCCUCACAUUCGAUACAUAAUGGCAAUCAACACGAUCGGACGCAAAGGGUUGAUUGGCAAAGACGGACUCGCUGAUCAAAUUCUUGCGAUUGGAAAAGGAGGACACAUUGAGCUUAUUAUGAAAUGCUAUCGAAAAUUUGAUUUCAACAACUUGAAGCUGCCGCUUCAGCUGGCCAAACGUGGAGUAAUGGACUUUAAUAGUUUACCGAGUUACUACUACAGAGACGACGCUCUCCAACUUUGGAUUGCCAUUAAGAGUUUUGUAGAGGAGAUCAUUGAUAUUUACUAUCGUUGUGAUGAAGAGGUCAAGAAAGACAACGAAAUACAAGAUUGGAUGGCCGAGCUGCAUGAGACUGGGCUACCACAACAUGGACUUGAUGGUGAGGUGGAUCAUCAUGUGCCGCAUCAGAUGCAGUCCGUCGUUGAUCUCAUCGAGUUUCUCACUGUUGUCAUCUUUACUUGUUCGUGCGAGCAUGCAGCACAGAAUUUCGGUCAGUUUGAUUAUUAUUCUUUUCAUCCGAAUUAUCCGAUGUUGCUGAGGCAGCCGCCACCGAAAGAGAAAGGAAAGACAACGAUGGAUCAUUUGUUGAAGGUUCUGGGACAUACGGAUCACGUGUGUGUGCAAGUGGCUACUGUGUGGCUGCUGUCUGGAUUCAGUGAGGACGAGCUAUUUCUCGGUGAUUAUCCAAAUCAAUACUUUCAUGAACAAGACGCUCGUUCUGCCAUCCAUCGUUUUCAGGAACACUUGAGAAACAUCGACGCAGCCAUUGACGAGAGAAAUCAUCAUCUCGAAGUCCCAUACAUAUAUCUCAAACCAAGCAGAGUACCAAAUAGUAUUGCCGUAUGAUUACACAUACAGUGACUAUCUGAUAGUUAAUUGUCAUGAAUUAAACUUAUGUCAAGCGA
This is a messenger RNA of Corticium candelabrum, 3284 nucleotides long. Its product is annotated as allene oxide synthase-lipoxygenase protein-like. NCBI's taxonomy places the organism in Eukaryota, Metazoa, Porifera, Homoscleromorpha, Homosclerophorida, Plakinidae. Gene Ontology annotation, molecular function: heme binding; oxidoreductase activity, acting on single donors with incorporation of molecular oxygen, incorporation of two atoms of oxygen; metal ion binding. The coding region runs from base 103 to 3225 and encodes 1040 amino acids. Gene Ontology annotation, biological process: lipid oxidation. The record is from RefSeq and is a predicted model, not a curated record. The transcript has 12 exons.